Xylaria bambusicola is the source of this 393-nucleotide messenger RNA. RefSeq names its product guanine specific ribonuclease N1. The transcript has 2 exons. Bases 1 to 393 code for a protein of 130 amino acids. The record is from RefSeq and is a predicted model, not a curated record. Lineage: Eukaryota; Fungi; Ascomycota; Sordariomycetes; Xylariales; Xylariaceae. Gene Ontology annotation, molecular function: RNA binding; RNA nuclease activity.
AUGUUCGGCGCCAAGAUCCUCCCUAUCGUCCUCGCGGCCGUGUCCGUCGUCUCCGGCGCCGCGAUCGAGAAGAAGCAGUCGUGUGCCAAGACCUGCGGUAGCGUCUGCUACUCCCAGGGCGACCUCGAUGCUGCCGUGUCCCAGGGUUACGAAUACUACUCAGAUGACACCACCGUCGGCAGCAACGACUACCCCCACCAGUACAACAACUACGAGGGCUUCGACUUCCCCGACGAGGGCCCGUGGUAUGAGUUCCCCAUCCUGAGCUCCGGCUCCGCCUACACCGGCGGCCAGCCCGGCGCUGAUCGCGUUGUCUUCAACUACGCCGGCGAGUUCCAGGACGCCAUUACCCACACCGGCGCGAGUGGGAACAACUUCGUCGGAUGCACUUAA